AUGAUGAUGCUAGGGUACUCCUCCAAGCCGCUACAUCUUCUUGUCCUGAGUCUGGUCGUCGCGGUUUCAGCCUGCAGUGGCAAUACAGGCGAAACCGACCAAACUCUCAUCUCUCACACCCGCUCCACCUUUCACGUGGGAGGUCGAACUGUCAACGUCAGCACUCCCACCACUGGCACUGGCUUCGUCUACACCGAGCAGAUCUAUGUCGAGCGCCUCACCCCAAUCGCCGUCACACACGCAACCCCCAUCAUCCUCUGGACUGGUCUGGGCCAAACCGGCACUUCGUGGAUCUCCACACCAGACGGUCGCUUAGGGUGGGCACAGCUGUUCCUCAGCGCGGGCUACGAGGUCUACAUCGCCGACCAACCUGAACGCGGGCGCUCUCCACUCCUCCCGCCACCGUUCAACGACACCGACGUGUCUCAGAGUGUUGUCGCCGGCGCCUACGCCUCACGCUUGUGGACCGCCACUCAGUCUUUCCCCAACCAAUCCUGGCCGCAGGCCUACCUGCACACUCAAUGGCCCGGCACCGGUCUCGCCGGUGACCCGGCCUUUGAGACCUUCCUCGCAGCCCAAGUCCCGAGUCUGCUCAACCAGACCAAGAGCGAAGCCCUCGCCCGCACCGCCGGCGCCGCGCUGCUCGACCACAUCGGCCAACCCGUCGUGAUCCUGACUCACAGUCAAGGCGGCGCUCACGGCUGGGCCAUCGCGGACGAACGGCCCGGCACAGUCCGAGCCAUCAUCGCCGUAGAACCCCAGGGCCCGCCCUUCAUCAACCAAGGCUUCGGCAGCACGGGACCCGGCAUCGUGCGUCCCUGGGGAAUCACGCAGACGAAGAUGGCGUACGACCCGCCCGUCACGGACACAGCUGAGCUACUGGUUGAAAACCGCACGCUGCAGCCCGACAGGGAAGGGCGGAGCGAGUGCGUCCUGCCAGCGCAGAAGCGCACGCUCGCGAACCUCGCACACGUGGACGUCCUGCUCGUCACGAGCGAGGCCGGCUACCAUUCAGUGUACGACUAUUGCACGGUACUGUUCCUGCGCGAGGCCGGCGUGCCCGUUGAGUUUCUGGACCUGGCCGCCGAAGGCAUCCACGGGAACUCGCACUUUCUGUUCAUGGAGCGGAACAGCGCGGUCGUCUUUGCGAGGGUGCAGGCGUGGUUGGCUGGGUUGGGCGUGUGA
This is a messenger RNA of Cyphellophora europaea CBS 101466, 1185 nucleotides long. RefSeq lists its product as uncharacterized. The record is from RefSeq and is a predicted model, not a curated record. Bases 1 to 1185 code for a protein of 394 amino acids. Lineage: Eukaryota; Fungi; Ascomycota; Eurotiomycetes; Chaetothyriales; Cyphellophoraceae. The transcript has a single exon.